CUGCCUGUACAAGUUGUGGAAACGUGUGCAGAAUAUUGGGAAGGAUGGCCAAUUGUGCUUUAUAUUUAAAAAGACCGUAUCAUAUGUACUUCCUCAGAACAAUUGAAUGUAAAAAUGAAUACGUCCCACUGCGUACUUGCCCCGCCCACAUCCUUAGAUCAGCCAAUCCCUGCUUUCUGCUUGGAGCCGACACGCUCUCCGUCGGACAAGUCCGGCCAACCGUUCGUCCGCCACAACCGAAAACCCUCUCACCCUCCCCUUUCCCUUCACUUCCCUCCCACUUCUCUCCCUCCCAGUAAAGAGCACUCAGUCUCUGAGCUUCCCUUCAUUUCCCGCUCCAACAUGUUGGCAGGAGGAGAGAGAGGAGGAUGCUGCGCUCUACACUCGGUGCGUUCCUGCCACCUCUCCGGCCAUCGCACGCUGCCUCUGACUCUGCCUCAGCCAUCAGUUGUCUUCGCCUGAGGGACUUAAGACAGGAGGUGGAGGACGAACCAAAGGAUAAGCUUGAGAUCAGGGACCUUCAAACCAGGGUCCCCAACAGGAUCAACAACCGCAAGAGAGCUGAACAGAACAACUGCUUCUCAUUUGUGGUGGAAACUACCAAUACCUCAGCAGUGACCACCUCUUCUGCCUCUUCUGGUUUCGCUCCCUCCUCUUCCCUCUGCUCGGCUCCAAGAUCCAUGUGGCAAGAGGCAAUAAGGAGUAAGCAGUAUCUCCUGGGCCGGGCCGGGGAGUCUGGUGAAGGGGAUAAAGGAGGUGGAAGAGGUCACGAGAAGAGGAUUAGGUCCCCGGAUUGGCUGUAUGAGUCCUACUACUGUAUGAGCCAGCAGCAUCCUCUGAUUGUGUUUCUGCUGCUCAUAGUGAUGGGAGCCUGUCUGGCUUUGCUGACUGUGUUCUUUGCUUCAGGACUGAACGUUGAGGACCACGUGGCCUUUGUAAUCACUGUGCCCACAGCGAUGGCCAUCUUCCUGGCUGUUUUUGUACUUGUCUGCAUUGAGUCCAUCUUCAAGAAGCUUCUACGUGUUUUCUCCUUGGUCAUCUGGGCCUGCUUGGUUGCCAUGGGCUACCUCUUUAUGUUUUCUGGCGGUAUUAUCUGUCCGUGGGAUCAGGUGUCAUUCUUCCUGUUCAUUGUGUUUGUGGUUUAUACCAUGCUGCCGUUCUCCAUGCGGGACGCCAUCAUCGCCAGUGUCCUGACCUCUGCCUCUCACACCGUUGUGUUGAGCGUCUGCCUGUCCACCACCGCUGAUCACGUGGAACCCGUAGUCUGGCAGAUUGUGGCCAAUGUUAUCAUUUUCAUGUGUGGCAACAUGGCAGGGGCGUACCACAAACAUCUGAUGGAGUUGGCACUCAAACAGACGUAUCAGGACACAUGCAACUGUAUCAAGUCCCCGAUUAAGCUGGAGUUUGAGAAGAGACAACAGGAGCGUCUCCUGCUGUCUCUGCUGCCAGCUCACAUUGCCCGUGUGAUGAAGGCUGAGAUCAUUCAGAGACUGAAGGGACCAAAUUUUGGCCAGAUUGAAAACACAAACAAUUUUCACAACCUGUAUGUCCAGAGACAUACUAAUGUCAGUAUACUCUAUGCUGAUAUUGUGGGCUUCACACGGCUGGCCAGUGACUGCUCACCUGGAGAGCUGGUGCACAUGCUAAAUGAGCUGUUUGGCAAAUUCGAUCAGAUCGCCAAGGAAAAUGAAUGUAUGCGGAUCAAAAUCCUUGGCGACUGUUACUACUGCGUGUCCGGCCUGCCAGAGUCUCUGCCGAACCAUGCGAAGAACUGUGUGAAAAUGGGUCUGGACAUGUGUGAGGCCAUCAAGAAAGUGCGGGAUGCCACUGGGGUUGACAUCAACAUGCGGGUCGGUGUGCAUUCUGGUAAUGUACUGUGUGGCGUGAUUGGACUUCAGAAAUGGCAAUAUGAUGUUUGGUCCCACGAUGUCACGCUGGCCAAUCAUAUGGAAGCAGGAGGUGUACCUGGGCGAGUUCACAUCACCUCAGUGACACUGGAGCACCUGAAUGAGGCCUAUAAGGUGGAAGAUGGGGAUGGGCAAGAAAGAGACCCCUACCUGAAGGAACACGGCGUCAUCACUUACCUGGUCAUCAACCCAAAGGUGGAGCGUCGCAGCCCACAGCAUCAUUACCGCUCCAGACAAACUAUGGACGGAGCCAAAAUGAGAGCCUCCGUCAGGAUGACGCGCUACCUUGAGUCCUGGGGAGCGGCCAAGCCAUUCGCCAACCUGCACCACAGAGACAGCAUGACUAAUGAGAAUGGCAAAAUUAACACUGCUGAUGUGCCAAUGGGGCAGUAUCAAUUCAAGAGGAGAUCAGAAAGAACAAAGUCUCAGAAGAAACGGUUUGAGGAAGAACUGAACGAGAGAAUGAUAAGGACCUUUGAUGGGAUAAAUUCACAGAAACAGUGGCUCAAGUCCGAAGACAUUCAAAGAAUAUCCUUAUUCUUUCACAACAAAACGUUGGAGAAGGAGUACAGAGCAACAACUUUACCAGCCUUCAAGUACUAUGUCACCUGUGCUUGUUUGAUCUUUUUCUGCAUUUUUAUUGUGCAGAUUCUCGUCCUUCCAAAGACGACUGUUUUGGGGAUUUCCUUUGGAACAGCCUUUCUAAUCCUUUCCUUGAUCCUCCUCAUAUGUUUUAUCGGACACUUCCUUCACUGCAGUAAAAGCACCUCCAGUUCUUGGAUGUGGCUUCUGAGGUCAUCAGUCAUUAUUGCCAACAAGCCCUGGCCCCGCAUCACUCUCACCAUGACAACCACCGCUCUAAUACUCAUAAUGGCAGUCUUCAACAUGUUUUUUUUAGAGGACAAAGUGCAGCCCCCGGUUCCUGUUUACAAUUCCUCCAAUGAAACGCAGUUUUACAGUAAUGGACAACUAAUUACCUUUACGGGCAAAAACAAUUUCUACCUUCCCUAUUUAAUUUACAGUUGCAUUCUGGGUCUCAUCUCUUGCUCUGUGUUCCUGAGGAUAAACUACGAGCUGAAGAUGAUCAUCAUGCUCAUAGCCGUUGUGGUUUAUAAUGUCAUUAUUCUACGAACGCACGCCUCUCUGCUUGAUGAAUAUAGCAGAUUCCUGUACAAGACUGAAAACCUGGACAGACCAGGAGUUCUCAAAGACCUCAAGACUAUGGGCUCUAUUUCCCUCUUCAUCUUCUUCAUCACUCUGCUUGUACUUGCCAGACAGAAUGAAUAUUACUGUAGGUUGGACUUUCUGUGGAAAAACAAGUUCAAGAAGGAAUGCGAGGAGAUUGAAACGAUGGAAAACCUCAAUCGGGUUUUGUUGGAAAACGUCCUACCUGCACAUGUUGCAGAACAUUUCCUGGCACGCAAUUGGAAGAACGAGGAUUUGUAUCACCAGUCGUAUGACCUGGUGUGUGUCAUGUUCGCCUCCAUCCCAGACUUUAAAGAGUUCUACACUGAAUCAGACGUCAACAAAGAAGGAUUAGAGUGUCUCAGGCUCCUCAACGAAAUCAUUGCUGAUUUUGAUGAGCUGCUGUCGAAACCUAAAUUCAGUGGCGUGGAAAAGAUCAAGACCAUUGGCAGCACCUACAUGGCUGCUACUGGCCUUAACGCAUCACCUGGCCCUGAGUAUACAUCCCAGGAGCAUGAGAGGCAGUACAUGCACAUAGGGACCAUGUUAGAGUUUGCAUUUGCCUUGGUGGGAAAGCUGGAUGUUAUCAACAAACACUCUUUCAAUGACUUCAAACUUAGAGUUGGCAUAAACCAUGGUCCAGUAAUAGCUGGAGUCAUCGGAGCCCAGAAACCACAGUAUGAUAUCUGGGGGAACACUGUGAAUGUAGCCAGCAGAAUGGACAGCACUGGAGUCCUGGGAAAAAUACAGGUGACGGAGGAGACGAGCCACAUCCUUCUGACGCUAGGCUACAUGUGCUCUUGUCGAGGCAUCAUCAACGUCAAGGGCAAAGGAGAGCUCAAGACCUACUUUGUGCACACGGAGAUGACCCGCUCGAUGUCCCAAGGGAAUGUAAUGCCGUAAGACACACAAGAACAAAUGUUUAUUAAAGAUGGCUUAAUAUAACAGCAAGAAGCCAGCGACGCUAAACUAUAUUUGGGAACAAAUGUUGGGUCCAGAACAGGCAGAGUGGCACAAGGGUCACUUUGCAACCCAUCGACCUUGUUAGAAGCACGAAGUCUUGGAUGUAUUUUACAGGCAACCCAUGAAUGGAAAAGCAUUACAAUGAAUAUAUUGUAAUAUUCAUGCAGUGGUUUGUUUUCCCAAAACUGUCUGUGCAAUUUAAAUCAUCUCAUCAAUAGUUUACGCAGGUCUUGUUACCUGCUGAAAAUAAGGGAUAAAGGUGGUCUUAGUG
Pungitius pungitius (ninespine stickleback) is the source of this 4326-nucleotide messenger RNA. It is a transcript of the gene adcy2a, whose product is annotated as adenylate cyclase 2a. Gene Ontology annotation, cellular component: plasma membrane. The transcript is spliced from 26 exons. NCBI's taxonomy places the organism in Eukaryota, Metazoa, Chordata, Actinopteri, Perciformes, Gasterosteidae. Bases 369 to 3995 code for a protein of 1208 amino acids. The record is from RefSeq and is a predicted model, not a curated record. Gene Ontology annotation, molecular function: adenylate cyclase activity. Gene Ontology annotation, biological process: adenylate cyclase-activating G protein-coupled receptor signaling pathway; adenylate cyclase-inhibiting G protein-coupled receptor signaling pathway; intracellular signal transduction.